AUGGCUUUAGAGAGUAUCUGGAUGAACCGCCAGAUUUUCGGUGAACGUCCUGAGAAAUAUUUGCCUGGAAAUUUCUGCCCAGUUCAUCUAGGCGAUGUAUUCCAAAAUCGUUAUCAUAUUUUCCGCAAAUUGGGUAGUGGAAGUCAAGGCACUGUUUGGUUAGCCAGGGAUAAAGGCGCACCAGGAAGGCGCUACGUUGCGCUCAAAGUUCUCUCGGUCAAGGACAGCAUAUUGGCCGAACCACUGGUUGAGACGCUCUGUAAAGGUCGCGCUAUUAACUUCGAGAAUACCCGUUCGGGAAAGCAAUUCGUUGAACUAUGCUACGAUGCUUUUCAUAUACAAGGACCUUACGGCCAAAAGCAUUUAGUGAAAGUUUUGGAGCCCCUUGGUCGCUCUUUAAGCUCCAUCAUACAAGAAGCAUCAGACAGACGCGAUGAAUUGCAUGCAGCUCAUGGUGGGAAUGAGCCACACGGCAAAGCGGUCAAAGGUGAUCGUUGGUCAAUACACUUCGCCAAAAGAACAUGCCACCAAAUCCUUUUGGGAUUAGAUUACUUGCACCGUCAGAAAGUGGCACACCGAGAUCUACGACCUGCAAAUGUUUGCGCAGCUCUGCGAAUAGAUCUUUCCAAAAUGAGCGAAAAUGAAAUCCAGCAACAAGUGUGGGACUUUGAUACGGAUGAGGACGUAUCGGAAGAAGAGGAAGGUUCCGCAACAUGUUCGAGCUCAACAGAUAGCUCGACGCCUAUUCCGUCAAAGAUAUUAAAAGUAAUGGAAUACUCCCGACUUUGCAAAAAGCUCAACGCAGAACAAUGGAAAAAGUAUCGGGCGGAUUCGGGUGAUGUGAAAGCCGAGCCUCACACACCUGCAUGGAACAAGGCCAAUUUUAUCAGGACGGCCGAUUCCAUCGGACUUCUGCACCGUAUCGACUUGCAGCCGCCCAAGAACGGCGAGAUCAGAUAUACAGUUGCCGGCGAACCUUUGCUGGACGAUAAUCACGGUUUAUCGCCUGCUAAUACGGAGGUGCCGUAUAAUCGAAUGGUUCUUGUCGACCUUGGCUUUGCAAAACGAUUUGAGCAAUGCAAAGACCACAAGCUUACAACUACGUAUGACUUUACGCCUCCCGAAGGUUUAUUGCCCGGUAUAAAUGACCAAGGUCUGCCAGUUCUAGCCGGCGGAGAUAUCUUUUCCUUGGGCUUAUUAUUCUGGGUUGUCGUCAUGUUACGUCACCUUGUUCAACCUACCUUUUUUGCCAAUGAUACAAACAGGACAAAGCUCAAAAGCAAGCUGUUGUAUGAAUAUACUGAGCUUAUAGGUCCCUUUCCUGCCGAAUUACGCUCGGGUUGGCCUGAUGCAAAGCUUUUUGUCGAUUCUACUGGCAAACCAAUUAAAGACGGACGAUACGCCAAGUCAGGGGAUUUUACUCAUGGGAAUAUCUGGGAUCAAGGGAGGCAAAGCAAACCAAUUGACAUGACAAAUAAGGAUUUCGAGUCGUUCAUGGACCUGGUAACAUCCAUGUUGCGGUGGAAGGCCGAGGAUAGACCAUCGACAGCAGAAUUGUUAAGGCACAGAUGGUUUAGAGACUUGCCUAAGGAGGAAAGGCAGAGAGGUUAA
This is a messenger RNA of Pyricularia grisea, 1611 nucleotides long. RefSeq lists its product as uncharacterized. NCBI's taxonomy places the organism in Eukaryota, Fungi, Ascomycota, Sordariomycetes, Magnaporthales, Pyriculariaceae. Gene Ontology annotation, molecular function: protein kinase activity; ATP binding. The record is from RefSeq and is a predicted model, not a curated record. The transcript is spliced from 3 exons. Gene Ontology annotation, biological process: regulation of mRNA processing; protein phosphorylation; spliceosomal complex assembly. Bases 1 to 1611 code for a protein of 536 amino acids.